UGCUUGGUACGGUCGCAGUCGGCUGGGUGUUACACCAUAUUCCUGUUACCUUUUUUUUCUCCCGUUGAGUACGUGUGAAAAAUUCGGUUCCCGUGAAGACGGUUGUGCAUUCGAUAAUUCGUUUAGUGUUGGAUAGAAGUUUUUCAGCCCGAAAAAAAUGACUAGGAAAUCAAGGCUCGGAGGAGACUAGGGUUGGCCCCGCUGCGGUAGUGUCCUUUCCCAGCUAUAACUCCGUUUACUGUUAGGUUUUAUUUUUACGCGUGGAGAAAAAUUAACCUUUAAAGUGGAUUUUAGAUCUUUUUCGGUCAUAACUGUGUCAAUGAAAACUUGGUAGCGACGAAAAAAAGAAUCAUUUUUCUUUUUGCUCUAGCAAAUUGUGAAUUUUCAAUUCAAUACAUAAAGGCAAAAGUGUGUACGGUGGUAGUGGCCUGUGUGUGUGUGUGUGGGCGAGUGGGAGGAUAUUUUCCUCGUGCACUUUUCGCACGCGGAUCAGUUCAGCGUGUGAGUGAGAAGGUAUUCAGUGAGCGGCUGUACGGUGAGUGUGUUGAGCUAGCUUGAACGAGAUUAUGCAAACCGACGGCAUGAGUGACGCGCACAAAAAUGUCGAUGGAAUGCCGAAGUUUGUUACGGAAUCGACUCCAUCUGAUGCUGACGACAGCAGGAAGAGUACUUCGGAAAAGCUCUUCGUACACCUGAUUAUCAGUUUUCGGGAUCUCUGCAAGUUUACGUUGUUCCUUCCGCUGGGGACAUUGUUUGUGUGCUUUGUAUCAGCCUAUAUCUUCCAACCGGACGAAGUCCACGAAACGCAUUGUCGGGUUUACAACGUAAUACCCUCCAUCAGUGCCAUCACGGGUGUCAGUCCACAACGGUACCUGUGGCGUAUCUCGAUCGCAUUGCACAUUGGACCGAGGUUCGUCAUUGCCUUUGUGUAUAAUAACUACUAUCGCAUGCUGAUCAACGAGCUGAACGAUCCGGUGCGCAAGAAGAGGGCAAGCCGCCUGCUGAAUGUAGUCUACUGUCUGAACCUAGUGGAAAUCAGCGCCCUCUGUGGAGUCACCUACAUUUCCAACAAGGAAAACUACCCCCUCCACGAGAAGGUCUUCAUCCUGUUCAUGACCUCGUCACUGUCGUACAUGCUGGCGACGCUGAAACUGCUCAAGGCCCUCCAACCGAACGGGCCCCAAACGGUUCAGGAGGAUUCCUCUCUGCGCUACAAACGGGCCUUCUUCGCACUGUCGAUUGCCUCAACCGUUGGGUUGAUUUUGUUUUUCAUGAAGCAUCGCUUCUUCUGUCAUGAUUUGGCCUUCAGUUGGUUCGCCCUGUGCGAGUACAUCGUUGCCUUUUCCAACAUGGGCUUUCACUGUACCACGAUGAUGGACUUUCCGACGGAGGAUUUUAUGAUUGCCAAAAAUGCGAACCGCUACCGGAAGCAGCAGGCUUCCAUCAGUUGGAAGCUGGAUUGAACUGCAUGCCGUUAGGUGCCAGAACAAGAAAAACCCGUUGAAGCCGGUCUGCCUGGUCGCGGCCGGUUCGUAAGUAUAGAAAAAAAAGCAAAAUAACUGGUAGUGACUAUUGAUAGUUAUGUAGGGGAUAACGAUGAGGUGACUAUGUGCGGGGUAACUUCGGCGGUUCGUGGUACUCGGAACGAUGGCAAGCGGGUAGGAGGAUACGUUCUUACGUAGUGAUAGUUCGACAUCAGAUAUUAGAUACUAACUCAAACAAAGUAUUUUUUUAAGAAAUUCUCACAAGUUUAGUCGAUAGUGGGCACUUGAAGGGUAACGAAAAGGGUUUAUGACGUCUUUUCCGGUUGUUUAUUUGUGCAUGUUAUCAUCUAGCUUAAGAUGGACUAAAAUGUUCGCAAAGUAUUUUCCUGCUCUUGAUACACUCCAAAGUUUUUAGUUUUUAAAACUACCAGAUUAUUCUCAUCUGAAUCAAGUUACAAUUAUUUCGAAGAAGAGGUUUGUUGUCCAGGAAACUUAGAGUGUCUUGAAUUUGGUAAACUCUGACCCGUAAAUCAGUCUUCACGAAGUUUCCACGUAGCAAUCUGAUUUUCAUAGAUACGAAACGUUGUCUGAGCAUAGAGUGUGUACCUUAAUUGAGCAUGUAUAGGAUAGAGGACUUCCGUAAGCCAAAACUCCAUUUUUAACUUCUGUAAAUUUUACACUUCGCAAAUACUCGAUCGAUAAGCAAAAAAAAUGAAUUUCACAACUUCUGUUGCGGACCGGACCAACGCUGAUUCAUCAACUUCACUCGGGUGACAAGAAUAAACGAAUCGAUUUCUUUCAAUGUCAGUGCCAGUGAUAAUUAUUUAUAAUCAAUUAUUUACUUGUGCUGAAGGUAUCAUAAUGGCGCAUGGAACCCCAUACAGAAUCACCCAUUUCGUUCGGAUUCUGAUAGUCUUCAAUUGCCGAAACAAAACCAUCCCUCUUCAAUGAUUUUCACCAAUUCCAAACUACGUGAACUUGGGUAUGAACCUCUGGAAUACAUUCGGCGUUAAAGUGACUCUAUUUACCUUUCGAACGACGCUAGAUGAGACCGAGCUGAAAGAAGACGUUCCGAUGAAAAACCUGACCGAAGAAAGUAAACCGCGACAUCGAUGAGGAUGCUUGCUCUGAAUGUCAUCGAGGAUGCUCGAUUCUUUCCGUGGAACAACCCACUGGUGGCUAUUGAAAAGAAAACGGGGAAAUAAUUGGUUUGCCUGGAUGCUCUUCAGUUAAACUCUGUAAUGGUGAACGAAGGAUAUGCUCGUACAUUUCGUCAGUCGAUCUCAAGUAUGUUACCGCGCUCCAGUCGACAUCCAUAACUUUGACGGCGUUCACGGUUCAAUCUCGGGGACACUUCCAAUUCAAAAUAAUUCCGUUUGGACUUUGCACUAAUAACUCAUCUAUUCGCAGAUAUGAAGCCGUCCGUACGUAUUCGAAUACCUGGAUGACAUCGUGAUCUGCUUCAAAACAUUCGACGAACACAUCAAACUGUGCUGGAGGAAGUCACAAGGCGAUUACGUAGAGCUGAACGAUAUCUUCGGAAAAAAUCAAGUUCGGUUGUCGAGAAAUCCGAUAUUUAGGGCAUAUCCUGAAGAAAAUGGCUGGAAGUCGACUAUGAGAAGAUUGAAAGUAUCGUGAAGUUUUCUGAUGAAAACCAAGAAUAAGUUUCAAUGAAGUUGAAAGACAGGGAAGGCGCUUCUCAAGCUCUAGAUAGCUCUGGUAACAGCACCGGUGCGCGCGAUGCCGGAAGACACUAAACCUUUUGUUGUUGCUUGCGAUGUUGUGACUGAAGCCCUACUGACGUAGGAAACCGACGCAGAAGAACCUCCAAUCUGCUACUGGGUACUGGAGCGAUCAUCCGCGCAAUCGAAAAGGUUCGAAGAGGUCUUCUACGACGCUGCUGAGUCCCAAGAAAAAAUCCAACAGUGCUCACGGGUCGAAUGUUGUUGCGUCUGAACGCGUUAGAUUUAGAGAUCAAUGUGAAACUUCCGUAAUACUCUCCAGUGCAGAAUUCAAGAAUUCAGGGUACAAACCGCUCGUAGAUCGAGUGAAGAAGGGAUGCCAUCGAUCCCCAGGUCUUAGAGGACGGUAAUAGGAAACACCUAUGGAAAAGAGUGGCACUAUUCGACGAACGUUGCACAAUUUACCCACAGCAGCACAUUUGGGGUUCCAUAGAACUUAGCAAAUAUUCUAGGCCCAUUCCCGCUGGCCAAAAAUGCGGAAGGAUCUUAGCGACUAUAUGAGAAAGCGCUAAACGGUUCCCCAAAUAGGAAGUCUGCAGCCAGUCAAAGUUACAUGGGAGCUGUUUCCAUAGGCUUCGCAGAUCUUCUCACCCGAUCGAAAAGAGGUGAACAUAGUACUGCUAGUGAUUGGAGAUUGGAUCACGAAGUAUAUUGUUGCAUAUCCAAUGGAAAGCGCGGACGCAGUUUCUUGAAAAAGAGGUUCAUGGAGUAUUCGCUCUCGUUCGGACAACGGGAAACCACUUCAAGUCGAUGGUAUUCAUGUCGCUGUUCACAUUGUUCGUAUGAAGACAGACGGCCGGGUCAACAAUGCAGAACGAGUCAACCGGGUAUUGAUUAUGGAAGGUACCCAAUCCUACACUCCGGAUGAUCCCAAGACAGGAAUUUCAGUUUAUCAACGAUUAAUCGCUGACAAUCAGGAGAGGACAAAGUACAAAUACGAUUUUUUUCUCAUGAGCAGUAUCAUUCAAACCAGAAGAUUUGGCGUGAUGUAGAACCUUCGAACAGUCGAAGAACGCGGACCAUGUGAACCGGAAACUAGAUUCUGAAUUCGAUCCAGCGACAGUUAAAUACGCUCUCGGUGUCAACCUGUAUACUCUAGAGCACUCGUAGCCACCUGGAAGAAAGGGAGUUAAGACGCAAAGGACAUGAGGCAUGUAAAAAAAUUUCUUAUGACAUGUCAGCAGGUUUCCGCCUGCUAGCUACGCGUAUUGUGCUCUAAAAAUACCGUUAUCUUAUCAGGAUCAAUCAUCUCAUCUGAUGGUAUGGUGAGCGAUGCACAUCAUAGCCAGCGUCAAGAGGAUUCGAUAAGCCGUGUAGGAAGGACAUUAUCAGGAGAGAGGGGAUAGACACGAGUGGCACGAUCUUCAGGAAGUUCGUCCAGCUUCUUGGCUUCGCCGACGACAUUGACGUAAUGGCACGGAACUUUGCGGCGAUGUCGGAAACGUACAUCAGACUGAAAGCCGAAGCCAGCAGGAUUAGACUUGCCAUCAACGUUUCGAAGACAAAAUACAUGAGAGGAAAAGGUUCUAUGAGACGACAAUGUGAACCUCCCAUCCCGAGUUCGGAUUGACGGUGACGAAAUCGAGAUGGUCGACGAAUUCGUGUAUUUGGGCUCACUGGUAACCGCCGACAAUGAUAUACGGCCCUAUUCUGCGCGGCGUGUGACGUGAGACGACUAAUCUCACCUCACUCUAAGUGACUUUUCUCACCCAAUUCUGAAGAGUCACUUCGGGUGACGUGAAACGCCCAUUUAACUGCAAUGGGGAAUCUCACCUCACUCGAGUCGACUCUCAGAAUAAGGUGAAAAAAAGUCACGUAAAGUGAGGUGAGUUUAGUCACCUCACGUCACACGCCGCGCAGAAUAAGGCCGAUAAGUAGAGAAAUUCAGAAACGGAUCUUGGCGGGAAAUCGUGCCUGCUUUGGACUCCGGAGGACGCUCCGGUCGAACAAAAUUCGCCACCGCACGAAGUUGAUUAUCUACAAGACGCUGAUUCGACCGGUGGUCCUCUACGUCCACGAGACCUGGACUGUACUCGUGGAGGACCCACGUGCCCUUGGAGUUUUCGAAGGAAAGGUGUUGCGUACCAUCUAUGGUGGCAUGCAGAAUGAAUCAUGAGUUGCAUCAGCUGCUGGAAGAACCAUCCAUCACGCAUACCGCAAAAGUAGGACGAUUGCGAUGGGCUGGACACGUCGUAAGAAUGUCGGACGACGACCCGGUGAAGAUGGUUCUUGAGGGCGACCUUACCAGGAACAAGAAGAGGGAGCGCACAGCGAGCACGGUGGAUCGACCACGUAGAGGACGAUAUGCGGACCCUUCGAAGACGGCGAAGCUGGCGACAAGCAGCAAUGGACCGAGUGGAGUGGAGACGGCUUCUGCAUACAGCAAGAGACGACAAUGCUCUAACCUGAACGGUAAGGUAAGUAGGAAGGACAACUCACAGUAGCAGCAAGGAGAUGUCGAGACGUGAGGGAAGAGAUAUGACUUCCAUUAGCGAGAAAAGCAAGACUUCAGCAGGCGUGUCAUCCUGUCGAGAGAAAAUCAAACACAGACUAAGAGCCUACGAUUGGCGGCCGUUUUCGGAACGACAGAAACCGAUCCUCGAGCGCGCAAAGGCGCAUUGAGCAAAUGUUGCAGAAUCACGCCACCGGUGGUUGAAUGGUAUCGUGUAUUGUCAUUAGAAUGCAAGAUACCUGCUUGCAGCGAAUCACUUGGAACCUGUCAGAGUAAGCAGAAAUGUCAGUCCAAGCUCAGAUUCUCGGCGUAGCUCUGUCAGCGGCUUAAGAUCAUACGGAUCUACUGGGAUCCAUUGAAAAUGGAAAAAGCUAUCGGUAAAUUAUCGCUAUCGUCCUUCCUUAGUAUUCAGGAUAGAAGUCUUCACACAGAGCGGAAAUAAAUUAUCAUUAUCAUAGGGGAAUAUUAUCAUCGUAAAAACAAAACCAUGUGAGUUGAAGUCCCCGAAGAUUAGACCGCUCGCAGGGAGAUCUUCAGUUAUACCUUUGGGCUACUUGAAGUUUAACGGACCACUCUAUUGCCUACACUAUUCUUUAGGACAGCGACAGUAAAUGACUCCUUAGUUAGUACGCCGUCUAUCUCGACAACAUUAGCCGGAAUGUACAUGCAAUAUUAGAGUGACAAGAAAAAAAUGAUCCCCAUCAGACCACCUCUGAAUCGAUUCCUAGUCCCCCACCAGGAAUCUGCUCAAAAUUUGAGCCUACUCAAAUAACUCUAGCAACCGGAUCAGUAUGGUCGUAGUUUGUAUGGGAUUUUUCGAUAAUUAAAUCCUACUACCUUGCGUUUUGACCGCUAGGUAACGCUCCUAGUAAAAAUAAAAAAAAGAUAAUUUUAUUUUCUCAACUUUGUCGAGGACUGAAAAUCAAUUCAACUUUCUUGGGCGAGGUUAUUAAACUCUUAAUUAAGUGAUGUUUGAAUCAGUUUUGCAUGAACCCAACAGCACAUCGUUGUGAGUGUUUAGCUAUGACAGGAGGGGUCAUGUAGCAUUUAGCCACUUAACUAAUAAUCACUAAUAGUUGGCAGCCAGGCAGAGAAGGUACUUUCGAAUUGAGCAGGGAUUUCGACAACAUUGAAGAUCCAUCCUACAAUUGAACGAAAUUAAUUCCGUUUCGGUCUUGUUCUCCUGCUGUGGUCGAGCUCGGCGGUGAUUUUUCAGAGUUGGAAGACUGGCAAAGUCCUUGUCUUCAAUUUUAAAAUCAGGGGCUACUACUUUGGUAGUCGGUGACUUCUUUGAAGUAGGUGGUUUAGAUUGUACAGCGAUGACCCGUUUUUAUCAGCCCCCUUGACUAAUUUUGGGUUGACAAAAUGAGAACAAUAACAAAACAUAUUUGUUUAUCUCUUUUCAAUAAACCGAAGUUGUAAUAAUGUUCUUACUCAAUCCCAAGACAUAACCUUAUAACCCUGCCUGGUUGACAAAAUUAGGUAAAAAACCGAUAAAAUCGGGGGCUGAUAAAAACAAAUCUUCUAUGUACCAUCUUUUUUUACAUGGUAGUUUUGGUGAGAAGGCCGGCUUAGUAAUGCCUGCCAAGCUGAAUUUGGUUGUUCUAUUGGAUAGUUUUUACUAUUUCAAGAUCAAGUUGGAUUCAAUCAUAGCCUAGUAACCGCCGUCUUUCCGUUAGAUAGGCGAUCGUGUUUCCGAAAAGUUCUUCACUCCGUCCGGAAUUCCGCAAGGCAGCCACCUCGGCCCAUUGAUCUUUCUAAUGUACUUCAACGACGUCAAUUUUGCCCUGAAAGGUCUACGGCUAUCGUUCGCUGAUGAUCUAAAGAUCUCUGCCGGAAUCCAGAGUAUGCAGGACACUGUAUUUCGUAAUAAGAAUAGCUAAGCAUUUCACGGACAUUUACUGUUUGAAGUCUCUCACUAGUUCGCUCAACACUUGAGUGUUGCUUUGUAGUAUGAACACCGCAAUAGCUCAAUCGUGUCCACCGAAUUGAGUCAGCUCAACAUAGAUUUAUUUGUUUUGCGUGAGACUGAAGCCAAAGCAAAGAAACUCCUGAUGAAGCUGAAGGUUAUCGGCCAAGCCCAUACAGCCGGCGCUUUUAAAAGUGUAGGGAUGGGAGAAAAUACACAGGUCAUUGCAAUUCCAAUCUCCCAAACCGAAGCAACUUGGCAUUUCAUUUACCAGCGUUAGUGUCAGGUCUUUUGAUCGAACGCGAUUUGGUCGAAUGCCGUUUUACCGCAAGGUCGAUUGGUCGAAUGGGUUAUUUGGCCAAAUAUUUGACCGAGCGUUAUUUGCUAUUCUGAAUUAUGAUAUACGUAUACGCCUAGAAAAUAAGCGGUUCAACUUUUAUUUGAAGAGUGUGAAUACUGCAGAUUAUUUAAGAAGUAAUAACACAAAUGAUGUGAAAAAUCAGGAAUAGGGACGUUGCGAUAUUUUCGAUACUAGUACGGAAUCGAUACUUCUGUUUCCGAUGCUCGAUUUUUUGGUAUCGAUACUUCAAUCACGAUACUUUACUGAUAUCGAUACAAUCUUCACGAUAUCGAAAAGAAUCGAAUGAACCAGUAGUUGGAAGUAUUCGAUUCGGAAUUAUGAACGAUUUUGGAAUUAUUUCCGAGUGGAAUGUGAUAACCUAUUCAGGCUAAACCAUUGCGGAAUCGGUUGUUACAUUUGAGUUGCUACAAUAACUGGAGCACCAAUCGCAUUUGAUGAAAACAUCGAUUCCGAACAUUGCCCAUUAUUUGACAGUCCAUGAGACUUUCUGAUCAGCCAAAUUAUUUAUUGUUUAUCUUUUCUGACAUUCGACGUCUGACAUAAUCGUCGACUUUAUCCAACAUCAAACGAAUCAGAUCAAUAAAAUAUAUUUGUCGAAUGGGUUUUUCUGUUCCCAGGAGCAGAGCAAAACGUUAACUGACAAAACCCACUACUGAAUUUCCAAACAACGGUUUGCAGAUAACCUAAUUCAGGGAAUUAAGCUACUGUAAAAGCACAGACUAACAGACAUAACAGUCGAAAACAAUGCUUCGCCCGCUUUAACGGUCAUUUUAAAUAUAUUUGUAGUUGGGACUGUGCCCACAUUUGAAAUUACGGCGCCACUGACCUAUGAACAAGCAGAUGGGGGAUAGACCACUAGUGAAAAAUUGUUCCCAAACCUAAGGGGUAACCCAUCAGCAAAUGAGUGUUUGGGACUGUGCAUAAAAGGUGGAGCUAGUGUUCUGGGAAAAUUGUCGGAUCGAUGUUUUUAUGGGAAUUCACUCAUAGUGUUAUGUCUGUUAGUCUGUGGUAAAAGUGCGGAAUCGAAUGGCGAUACUUUCAAGUAUCGAUACUACGACUACGAUUAUAUCGAAAGUAUCAGUACUUGCAUUCGAUACCAGUAUCGAUUCUAAGUAUCGAUGUAUUUUAUUAUCGAAACGUCCCUACAGGAAACCACGGAAACAAAUGUUGAAAAUCUUUUUUAGCGGCUGCGUCUGGCUUUGUACUUCUGAAUGACUUCUUCGGUGUCCUCGUCGUCGCCAGAGUGUGGAAUUGAAGCUGUGCAUUCUUGUUCACGUGGUUGCUUAAUUGUUCGAUGAUCACGUUUGCGCUUCGGAGCAUUUUUUUGGAUUCCAUUUCCUUCUCUUUUUAGAUCAUGUUUUUUCCGAUUACCUUCUUCAACAACACCUCAAAAUUAUUACAUUGUUAACUCACGCGAAAUAUCUGACGCACUUCUCUUCCUUUUAGCGCCAAGAGCAGGUACAAAAUCAUUGCCCCCUUCCGAGCUGCAAACAUCAUCGUUAGAUAAAUCCGAGUAUGUGUGUUACAAAGGUAUGGCCUUUGGCACUCGAAAUAAGUGCUAAGAGGUGAUCGUUUUUGCGUCCCCAGAGCCUGAUGAAGAGUUUAGCUGUUUUUCCUGAAGUAUCUUAACCAUCAAAAGGGUUUGAAUUUUAAAAAUGCCCACACCGUUCUUUAGUUUAGUGACUUUUCGGUUAGUACACCGUCUAUCUCGACAACGUUAGCCGGAAUGUAAACGCGAUAUUCUAUGUCAAAGUGUGGAUCAUUUACGCCCGCGUUAGCCUAUUUUCCAUCCAAGAGAACGACACGAAGUUUAUUGGCAUUGACGGCAAUAGUUUCGGGUACGCUAGCGAAAUUGGAGAUCAGACCUUCACUAAUUUGCGACCAUCUCAGAAGUUUUCCUUCAGCCCAGAAAUAGACCACUAACCGAUCUCCUUGACAAUUUUUACCCUGCGAAGUUAUAACUAAUCUUCUAACUUCAGAAUACAAUUUCACGGUUAAAUGGUGCAACUAAUUCCGGCCUUCCUGAUCCUAUUUCAGUGUACCCAAUUUCUACGGUACUUAUUUAGAGCAUGGUACAUAAUUUUCCAAAAGAAGCCGUUGAACCCUUCUCGUUACCCACCUUCACCAACGAAAGUAUUGUCAAGUUGGCUGGCAGCAGUGGGAUUUGUCAAUAAUCGCAAACUAGCUCACUGACACAAGUAGCCCGCAAGGGUAUAUCAGAUAGGUUCGCUUCCUAACUGUCCUCUAUCUGUAGACAUUCCUUGCGACUACAUAUUUAGUAUUAUUUUCUAGGUUAGAUAAUUGUCAAGACUUGUAUAGAUGCCUUCCUGUUGUAGAUUAGAGACUGUCUGUCUGUCUGUCUGUGAGCUGUCGAUAGUUACAGUUUCUUCCGUUCGGCGAGGAUCCGAUCCUAUCCGAUAUAAAACGAACAACUAAUCUCUCUGCUGCUGCCAGGUUUAUUACGAAUGAGAGAAAGAACCUUAUUUGAUCCCGAAACAAUAGCAACCCCUAGAGAAAGUAUGUAUGUACUUUAUAUUCGAUGCAAACAGAUAACGAAGUAAGAUACACACAAGUUUUAAGAUAUUAUCUAGUAUUAAUUGCAAGUGUAUAGUCAAAGAUGAGUACAGAAAUAUCGCGAUUCUAGUCCAGAUUGUAUUUGAUAGAGGUGACAAGAUCAUAACAGAAAAAAAACCAUUAGACAAACAAAACGGUACCUUAAUAGGUGUUAAAUAUCGUUAGAACUAUAAUUUUCUCGCUAGACUAAAUAAACAACAGCUUUUACGUUCGGUUUUAUGCGAAUCAGGGAAAACGGUUGCCAGAUAAACUGUUUGUCGUACCGCGUUUUGAAUCCUGUCUAACUUCAAUCUGAUAACUACGACGAUGCAGAUGCAGUUGCUAACGUCAACAACAAGUUCAUAGUAAAAAUUGUUAUAAAAAAAACCAAAUAUUAGCAUACUAUAGUCAAUUUGCAUGUGUGAUAUUUUUUAUUGUAAUUGUUAUGUAUUUUCCGCCAUUUGUUAUCAUUUUUACGACAAAUUUAUUCGUUUGGGCCUUUCAAGUCGGAAAAGUAAUCGCUUCCUUCUCGAACUCAUUGGGGGCUAUUUUUCCGCUUCCAAUUCCGGUUCCAACACAUUCGCUUCGCUGUUGGUGGACAAUUGACCUAUCUAUAGCUGAUAAAUAAAUACCGAGAAAGAGAAGUGGAUUAGCAAGUUUAGUAACUACAUAUCAUCAAAGAGCAUACGAAAAACAAAACAAAAAAAUGCUGAGCAGAAAAAAAAUUAUUUUAUCGUACAUUUUAAAAGCAUUGCUGUUCUGUUUCUUGGCUUCGCUUGAGUAAACGCACAAUACUUAUCAAAAAUUAAAAAAUCGUCCUAUUUGUUUCUAAUCACUCCAAUAUAAAUACAAAUCUACACCCACCGUACCUUUCCGCUUUUUGUUUAUGUUAUCUAAUUGAACUUUAAAGAGCAUAUAUUUUCUGUUAGUUUGGGAAAGCCUACGGCGAAAGGCGUCGAUUGAAAAAAAAUCACAAAAAUCAUUGCGUAGACAAAAUUGCACAUGCCGCCAUAAAAUUUGCAACCGAAGCCAACAAUAGGAUAGCCGGAAGAAAAAAAAAAAUAAAAAAAAACUCUUUCAUUUGAAUGUCGAAUGUCACGACAGAGACUAUAUUAAAUAGAGAGAAAUAAAGCAGCAGCGCAUUGCAAAGGUAGGCUUAACAAAAUUCUGGUUUUACAAACCGGAACACUCGAAAACAUUAUUGAAGGCACACGUCAAAAUAAAAAAACAAUAGUCGAUCCAGUAAGAGAAGAAAAAAAGUGAUGCGUGAUUAAAUUUAUAGUUUGAAGAUAUACGAAACAGUA
Topomyia yanbarensis is the source of this 11805-nucleotide messenger RNA. Its product is annotated as post-GPI attachment to proteins factor 2-like. Lineage: Eukaryota; Metazoa; Arthropoda; Insecta; Diptera; Culicidae. Gene Ontology annotation, cellular component: Golgi membrane; endoplasmic reticulum membrane. Gene Ontology annotation, biological process: GPI anchor biosynthetic process. Bases 567 to 1463 code for a protein of 298 amino acids. The transcript is spliced from 7 exons. The record is from RefSeq and is a predicted model, not a curated record.